AUGGUCUUCCCUCCGAGUUUUUUCAUUGUGAUCUUGUUACUGCUGGGGAGGACAGAUGGAGAUUCAGUGGAUCAGACAGAAGGUCACAUAGCCCUCGUUGAAGGGGCAACACUCACUCUUAACUGCACUUACGAAACUAGCUACUCUUCUCCUUACCUCUUCUGGUAUGUUCAGUUUCCUGGGAAUGGACCUCAGCUCCUCCUGAAAGCCAUGUCUGGGAAAGAGCAGGGGGAAAGCGGGAAUGGAUUUCAUGCCAAACUCAAUAAGACUGUGAAGUCUUUCCACCUGAGGAAACAAGCCAUUGCCCUGGAAGACUCGGCUGUGUACUACUGUGCUCUGAGUGACACAGUGACAGGGGCUGCAGGGGGAGCUUUAUACAAACCCCUGACAGACCCAGCAGCAAUUUGGGGUCUGGGCAGCCCUGGAAGGGUGAGAGGCCUGGACAAGGUUGAGCAGAUCCCUCCAUCCCUGACCAUCCAGGAGGGGGAAACUGGCUCCAUGAACUGCAGCUACGAAAUUAGCGGUUUUCAAGGUUUACAGUGGUACCGGCAGUAUGACGGAAAUGGCCCUGAAUUACUGUUUAUCCUGAGGUUAAAUGGAGAUAAUAAAAAGGAAGGAAGAUUGACUGCCAGUCUCAGUACUGAAAAAAGUGUCAGCUCCCUGCUCAUCAGGGACUCCCAGCUCGGAGACUCAGCCACCUAUCUCUGUGCUAUGGAGACACAGUGA
Tachyglossus aculeatus (Australian echidna) is the source of this 726-nucleotide messenger RNA. RefSeq lists its product as uncharacterized. Bases 1 to 726 code for a protein of 241 amino acids. The transcript has 3 exons. NCBI's taxonomy places the organism in Eukaryota, Metazoa, Chordata, Mammalia, Monotremata, Tachyglossidae. The record is from RefSeq and is a predicted model, not a curated record.